AUGGCCAACAUCGCUCCCCGCAUGGUUGACUCUUCUACCGAGAAGCUAGCUAUGACCAUCACAGGUUCCACACUCCGACCCCCGUCCGUGCAGCUGGACACGGAUGCCCACGGAGAUGAUGCACCAUCUUCGGUUCGGCGCGGCUGGUCAGGCUGGCUAGCGGAGGACAUCAGCACCAGCUCCAUGGUUCCUACCUUGAUCCUGCAGGCAUUCGCCACUGGCAUUCUGGACGCGACGACAUAUGCCGACUUCUUGACGUUCGCAUCAAACCAAACGGGAAACACCAUCCUGCUGUGCGUGGCGGCGAUAGGGACAACCACGACGGGUAUGGCCAGUGCGGGCGGAGGCGGAAUUAGGCUGGUCUUGACUGCGAUCUCCCUUGGAUGCUUCCUGGGCUUUGCAGGGAUCUUUGGGCACUUGGGUCACCUGAUGGGCACGCGCCGCCGGUCCUGGCUCCUCCUCACCAACAUCGCUCAAUUCCUCAUCCUCUUUAUCGCUCUCCUACUCCUCGUCCUCCCCUCUACACCCCUCUUCCACGUCGGCGCGACACACGAAUGGCUCCCCCUCGCCCUCUUUGCGGGUAUGUCGGGCGCCCAGGUCGCGCAGGCUCGGCAAUCAGGUAGCGCAGAGCUUCCCACUGCACCCAUGACGUCGUCGUACGUCGACCUCGUCUCGGACCAACAUCUCUUCCGGGGUCUUCGGGACCCGCGGGCGGGACCAAGGAACAAGAGGCUGGCGUAUAUUGCGGUGAUGGUGGGUGGUGGGAUGCUGGGCGCUGUGAUUCACAGAUGGGCGGGAACCGGUGCAGUAGUGGGUGUCACGCUGGCGUUGAAGGGGAUUGUGACUGUAUGGAUCGCCCUGCUGAAGGGUGACCAGGUGUCAGGGAUGAAGAAUGUCGCUGCGGGAGCUGGUAAAGCGUAG
Molecule: messenger RNA, 921 nt
Organism: Dioszegia hungarica
Lineage: Eukaryota; Fungi; Basidiomycota; Tremellomycetes; Tremellales; Bulleribasidiaceae
Exons: 3
Coding region: 1-921 (306 amino acids)
Source: RefSeq, a predicted model, not a curated record